Thermothelomyces thermophilus ATCC 42464 is the source of this 1084-nucleotide messenger RNA. RefSeq lists its product as uncharacterized. NCBI's taxonomy places the organism in Eukaryota, Fungi, Ascomycota, Sordariomycetes, Sordariales, Chaetomiaceae. The transcript has 2 exons. Gene Ontology annotation, biological process: mitotic DNA replication initiation. The record is from RefSeq and is a predicted model, not a curated record. Gene Ontology annotation, cellular component: GINS complex. The coding region runs from base 187 to 771 and encodes 194 amino acids.
CAAAAAAUGGAUUCCAUUUAUCAUACACUAGCCACAUCCACCCAGUCGACUCCUCCAUAGCGCGUUCCGGCGAUCUAGGAGACAGACGCGCGUGUCUUGCGGACUCGACGCAUUUUGUUAUCCUGCUCCGAAGGGUAUUUUUCUUACGUUUCUUUUUCCCUUGUUGCAUUGCAUUGGAUCUGCGAAAUGUCAUACUACGACAUUGAUUCCAUCCUCACUGAUGCAGAGAAAAUACCGUGCACUUUUCAGCUCGACAUACCUGACCUCGGGUAUCUUGACAACACUCCCACUCAACCGCUCAAGGCCGGUACUAAAGUCAACCUACCGCUCUGGCUCGCCGAGAUGCUCGCCAUAGCCAACACGGGAGACGUUGAGGGCAAGUCGUUUGUGACCUUCGACCUGCCUCCCGCUCUAGGAAACGACGUCAUCCAGGCCUUGAAGGCCGACCCUCGCGCCGUACCCCUCCGUGACCAAAGCGCACACUUCUACGGACUCGCGACACACAUGAUGGAGCUGUCAGAAGAAAGAGAAUUAGCUACCACCCUCCGGAAAACCUUUGUCACUCGGGCGUCCGAGAUUGCAUUACAUGCCCGCAAAGUUGGCGGCAUCGGACACAAAGGCAAGGCUGAUGAAGGGAGCAACCUCGGUGUUGGCGGCGCCGGUGAAGAGUUCCUGAGGGGCCUGGAUGAGUGGGAGCGGAAGCUCUUCCGCAAGGCGCACGACGGCGCGAAGGCGGGGAAGGAGUGGAUGGAGAGCGUCAAGAAACAUUGAGCCGCCGUCGAUAACACGUAUCGGCAACAACGUAUUUGACGCUCAUUCGUCGCCCCGAGAAGCUGGUGGCGUCGCGGUCAGUCUGUCGGGACCCUGUUACGGAGGCUGGCCGGACUAUAUCACGACAUGGGACAGCCCAUUUUUGCGCUCCUUCCAUGCCACCUCUGAAGAAGUCCCGUCUCCCAUCCUGGAUUGGGACUGUUCCAACCGUUUACGAGGUCUCGGAAUCAUCUGUUCUUUAACACACAGAGUGUGUCAGAACCUUGGCUACAAGCCAAGCACCACAACGCGAAGAAGGUUGGGCCAUUUGCGG